Setaria italica (foxtail millet) is the source of this 663-nucleotide messenger RNA. RefSeq lists its product as uncharacterized. Bases 132 to 368 code for a protein of 78 amino acids. The transcript has 2 exons. The record is from RefSeq and is a predicted model, not a curated record. NCBI's taxonomy places the organism in Eukaryota, Viridiplantae, Streptophyta, Magnoliopsida, Poales, Poaceae.
UAGCUCUUGUAGUCUUGCGCGCACUUGGUUUUCUACGCCAGCGCAGCAAGCAGCGCAACGCAGCGGCCGGCAUUGAUUAUUGCAUCUGAUCUCCGCGCCGGAGCCGGAGGGGAGGAGAGGAUCGAGAGAGGAUGUGCUGCGGCGGCGACGGCGAGUGCCGGCCCCUGGGGUGGCUCCUGGGCCUUCCCUUCGCGCUCCUCGCCGUCAUCGUCUCCUUCGUCGGCGCCAUCAUCUGGAUCAUCGGGCUGCCCAUCUCGUGCAUCUGCCCCUGCUGCCUGUGCGUGACGCUGCUGCUGGAGGUGGCCGUCGAGCUCGUCAAGGCGCCGCUCCAUGUCAUGACAUGGUUCACCUCCAAGAUACCCUGCUGAUCAUCAUCCACUUCGCCGCUGUUCCACCGUAGCUAGCUACCUGCCUCGUGCUACCUCCAAGUUACUAUUAGACUCCGGUUCGGCACUUUGUGUUCGUCCACAGAUUUCUUGCUGUAUAUUCGUAUCAUCGUCGGCUGAUUUCAUUCUUCUGAAUAUAUGUUGGUCUGAAAGAAAUUUGAUAGAUUUGUGGAUAAAAGAAGAUAGCACCUGAAAAUAGAAAAACUGUAGCGCUCCUUUUACAACAGGUAGGGCUCCUCUUUUAUAGUGACCCGUGAGCCACUUUACAUUUCGAAAA